Messenger RNA from Andrographis paniculata, 989 nucleotides. RefSeq lists its product as uncharacterized. The record is from RefSeq and is a predicted model, not a curated record. The transcript has 4 exons. Lineage: Eukaryota; Viridiplantae; Streptophyta; Magnoliopsida; Lamiales; Acanthaceae. The coding region runs from base 63 to 713 and encodes 216 amino acids.
CUCCGCGGGAUUCAAAAUCUGUCGAUAACUCGGCGCCUUCCAUACGUAAUCUCCACUAGUCUAUGGCGGGCGGAAAACUUGAUAAGGGAGAAGAAGCUGAGGUUUAUGAAUAUGGCUGGCAGCCGAGUCUUUGUGAGGACGAAGAGGUUGAUGAAUAUGGCUUGCCUUCGGAUAUUUAUGUGGACGACGCAACUUGGAUCUCAUAUUUAGAGCGGCAGGAUGAGGCUAGAUUUCAAGACGUAGUUAGAAUAUUAGGGCUGGGAGACACAAAUGUAAGGCCAUCUCAGCCAUUGCAUUUGCAGGUGCAGGUGCCUAAUAGUCCAACUCCAGAGGCUAUUGGCGUCGGCAAUGUCAAUGAUGGAAAAGAAGCAGUAGCUUCAUCUGAGACAGCUGGCGGGGCCUCAGAAUCCUCCGUACUGUCGGUCGCAGAUGUAAUGGCAUGUUUUCAGUUUCGCCGGGGAAGCAGCAAUGAGAAUACAGAGGAAAAACCAGAGACGAGUCGGCAGCAGCAGCAAGACUCCACAUUCACCCUUGACAAUGACGAGUUCCCGACUUUGGCUUUGGCAGCAACUCACUCUCCUCCUCCUCGACGCAACCGCAACCGCAACCGCAACAGAAGAGAUCCUUCUUCAGCUGUCAAACCGAAUAAAGAAGCCGCAACUUCAACUUCUUCGGCUUCUUCUUCUUCUUCUUCUUCCCGAAACAGAGCUUAGCAAACGUGAUGAUAAGAGAUCCUUCCUUCCUACUUGUGUCUGUGCUAGACUGACUAGAAGCAUUUUUGUGACGGACAGACAUUCGAUUCUCAGGUUAGUUAGUAGAUACAUAUAGGUAUAGUAAGUAGAAAUAAUUCGACAAAUUAAAUACUACUCAAAGAUGAUCAAAGUGCAUGUGCGAUUUGCCUGCACCUUGGUUGGUGCUUCUGUAUUUCUGCAUUCUACAACAAUACAAUCAUGGGUAAGAAUAAUACAGCAGACUGGUAUUAUAUUGUU